Arabidopsis lyrata subsp. lyrata is the source of this 1634-nucleotide messenger RNA. Its product is annotated as probable sugar phosphate/phosphate translocator At3g11320. The record is from RefSeq and is a predicted model, not a curated record. Gene Ontology annotation, molecular function: antiporter activity. Bases 341 to 1267 code for a protein of 308 amino acids. Gene Ontology annotation, cellular component: Golgi apparatus. NCBI's taxonomy places the organism in Eukaryota, Viridiplantae, Streptophyta, Magnoliopsida, Brassicales, Brassicaceae. The transcript is spliced from 4 exons.
CAUUAAAUCUCAUGAACUGAAGAAAAAAAUUAGUAACAUUUUUUUAAAAAGAGAGAGAGAGAGCUUAAGCCAAAGAUCUCUCAUUGACCUUUGCUUCUUCAUCUUCUUCUUCUUCUCCGAUCACAGUUUCUGGAUUCCACCAUUCUUCUCUUGUUAUCUUCGUGACCUAAUCUCGAUUCGAUCCAUGGAAUAAUCUCUGUCCGAAGAAGAUCUCUCAUUCCCCCAAAAGCAGACAGAUUCGAUUCAGCGUAAAUCCGAAACUUUCCCCCAAAAUUCGUGGAGUUUUUGUGUUAGGGUUUGGAUUUUCCUCAAAUUGAAUCGAUCAGAUCGGCUUGUAAAGAUGAAGAUAGCGGCCAAUGGCCGGUUUUUCACAAUCGGACUCGUCGCGUCAUGGUACUCAUCGAAUAUCGGAGUUUUGUUGCUGAACAAGUACUUGUUAAGCAACUAUGGAUUCAAAUAUCCGAUCUUCCUCACCAUGUGUCACAUGACGGCUUGUUCUCUUCUCAGCUACGUCGCCAUUGCGUGGAUGAAGAUGGUUCCGAUGCAAACGAUCCGAUCUCGAGUUCAGUUUCUUAAGAUCGCUGCGUUAAGUCUCGUUUUCUGUGUGUCGGUGGUUUUUGGGAAUAUUUCGCUUCGGUUUCUUCCUGUAUCGUUUAAUCAAGCGAUCGGUGCUACGACGCCGUUUUUCACCGCCGUGUUUGCUUAUCUGAUAACGUUCAAGAGAGAAGCUUGGUUGACUUACUUCACUCUCGUCCCUGUUGUUACCGGUGUUGUCAUUGCCAGUGGGGGUGAACCAAGUUUCCACCUGUUUGGAUUCAUUAUGUGCAUUGCAGCCACAGCUGCAAGAGCACUUAAAUCAGUUCUUCAAGGAAUUUUGCUAUCUUCAGAAGGGGAGAAGCUAAAUUCCAUGAACCUCCUCCUUUACAUGGCUCCCAUAGCUGUUGUGUUCCUCCUUCCUGCUACCCUUAUCAUGGAAAAAAAUGUUGUUGGCAUUACAAUUGCGCUUGCCAGAGACGAUUUUAGAAUCGUUUGGUAUCUGCUAUUCAAUUCAGCACUAGCUUAUUUCGUGAACUUGACCAAUUUCUUAGUCACGAAACACACCAGCGCUCUAACUCUCCAGGUGCUAGGAAACGCCAAAGGUGCAGUAGCAGUGGUGGUAUCCAUCCUGAUAUUCAGGAAUCCUGUCUCAGUGACUGGAAUGUUAGGUUACUCUCUCACUGUCUGUGGAGUUAUCCUCUACAGCGAAGCCAAGAAACGAAGCAAAUGAAAGAAGCAUUCAUUAUAUUUGUUCAGUCCCUCAGGUAAACAAACACAGGCAAGUUUCCUCCACUGUGAACUAAAAAACCUUACACAGCAUCUUUGGACCAAAAGCAAAGGAUGUGUGAAAGCAACACCAAAGGAUCAGAGUACCAAAAGUAAUCAUUUAGAGGACUUCACAAAUAAGUGAUUUUUUUCCCCUUCUUUUGUUCCAUUUUUUGUUAAUCGGAUUCUCUACUGCUUUCGUCGUAGGUUGUUCUAAGAGUAACUUCGAUUUAGCUUCUUCUUUUUUGUCGAUUCUUUACAUCUAGUUUUGUGAUAUCAACAUUUACAACAGUGAUUAAUUAAUGGAAAAGGACAAAGCGUUUUUUGUUUUC